This is a messenger RNA of Rhododendron vialii, 1951 nucleotides long. Its product is annotated as metal transporter Nramp7.2-like. The transcript has 13 exons. Bases 147 to 1676 code for a protein of 509 amino acids. Gene Ontology annotation, cellular component: membrane. Gene Ontology annotation, biological process: metal ion transport. Gene Ontology annotation, molecular function: cadmium ion transmembrane transporter activity; manganese ion transmembrane transporter activity. The record is from RefSeq and is a predicted model, not a curated record. Lineage: Eukaryota; Viridiplantae; Streptophyta; Magnoliopsida; Ericales; Ericaceae.
CUUAAGCUCGUGCUAGCUAGAAGAAGAAGGGUACAAGUGAAGUACACUACGUACGUACAAGAGUUGCGCAGAGAGAGAGAGAGAGAUGGCAAGCUUACAAACAAACUAGUGGAGGAAGCAACCACAUCUCAUUGGUUGAUGUGAAGAUGAAGACUCCAACCAACAACACCCUUGAAGGCUUUGAUAUUGAACAUCAGAAGCACCAGAAACCUGGAUGGAGAAAGUUUAUGGCAUAUGUCGGGCCUGGUUUCCUUGUGUCAUUGGCUUAUCUUGACCCUGCCAAUUUGGAAACUGACUUGCAAGCCGGAGCUAACGAUGGAUUUGAGCUACUCUGGGUGAUUCUUAUCGGGUUAAUCUUUGCCCUCAUAAUUCAAUCACUGGCCGCAAAUCUUGGCGUAAGCACCGGAAAACACCUCUCGGAAUUAUGCAAGGUCGAGUACCCAGCAUUUGUGAAGUAUUGCAUCUGGCUAUUGGCAGAAGUAGCUGUUAUAGCAGCAGAUGUUCCAGAAGUUAUUGGAACAGCAUUUGCCUUGAACAUAUUGUUUCACAUACCAGUCUGGGCAGGAGUCCUUCUCACUGGUUUAAGCACUCUCCUUCUUAUUGGCCUUCAGAGAUAUGGGGUGAGGAAGCUGGAAUUUUUGGUAGCAUUUAUGGUGUUCACAAUGGCAGCAUGUUUCUUUGGGGAAAUGAGUUAUGUGAAGCCUCCAACUGAUGGUUUGGUUAAGGGACUGUUUAUUCCUAAGCUCAAUGGCCAAACUGCCACCGGAGACGCCAUUGCCUUACUUGGUUCCUUAAUUAUGCCGCAUAACCUCUUUCUCCAUUCAGCCCUUGUACUCUCCAGGAAGAUACCCAAUUCAGUCCGUGGCAUAAAGGAUGCUUGUCGUUACUUCUUGAUAGAGAGUGGUUUUGCAUUGCUGGUGGCGUUUUUCAUUAAUGUUGCAGUGAUCUCAGUAACAGCAACUAUUUGUUCUGCUGAAGACGUCUCGGAACAAUGCAAUGACAUCAAUCUCAACUCUGCCUCUUUCCUUCUAAAGAACGUCCUGAGGAAAUCAAGUUCAACCAUUUAUGCCAUCGCAUUACUAGCUUCAGGACAGAGCUCCACAAUUACGUGCACGUACGCUGGACAAUUUAUCAUGCAGGGUUUCUUGGAUCUGAAAAUGAAGAGAUGGCAGAGGAACCUAAUGACAAGGUCCAUUUCCAUUGCACCAAGUCUAAUCGUCUCGCUUUUCGGCGGACCAGCGGCAGCUGGCAAUCUAAUCGUAAUUUCAGCGAUGAUACUAUCAUUUGAACUUCCAUUUUCUCUUAUCCCACUCCUUAAAUUCAGUAGCAGUGCCAGCAAGAUGGGACCAUACAAGAGCUCAAUAUAUAUUAUCGUGAUCUCGUGGAUCUUGGGUCUAGGAAUCAUCGGCAUAAACGUUUACUACCUCAGCACAGCAUUCGUUGGGUGGAUGAUCCACAACAAUAUACCUAAAGCUGCAACUGUUUUUAUCGCAAUCCUAGUGUUUCCACUAAUAGUCGUCUACAUAGCCUCAGUGAUAUACUUAAUGGUUCGCAAAGACAGGGUUGUAACAUUCAUCGACACAACAAAAAAUGACCCGGCAGUUCUGGCCCCUAUGGAAGACUCCGACCUUGUUCCUUACAGGGAGGAUUUGGCUGAUAUCCCACUCCCUGAAUAAGGGAAUACUACUGCUAAGGCUGAAAGUGAUGCCAGAAAUUAUCUUCUUUUCAUGAAGCGUGAAGCCCUCAAAUGAAAUUAUGGCCUCAUUUGGUUCCGCAAGAAAGGAGACUUAAAACAUCCGUUCUUGUUGGAUCGAAUUGAGGCAGGGAGUCUAGUUUGUACUUUAUGUUGAAUGUUGCUUAACGUUUCUGUAUGAAUCAUUUCCACGUGUAUAAUAGAUAUCAUGUAUGUUUGUGUGCAUAAUCCAUUAAUUAAGUGCGGUUACUCAUUAAA